This is a messenger RNA of Rhodotorula graminis WP1, 258 nucleotides long. RefSeq lists its product as uncharacterized. The transcript has 2 exons. The annotation marks the transcript as partial. Lineage: Eukaryota; Fungi; Basidiomycota; Microbotryomycetes; Sporidiobolales; Sporidiobolaceae. The record is from RefSeq and is a predicted model, not a curated record. Gene Ontology annotation, molecular function: protein dimerization activity; RNA polymerase II cis-regulatory region sequence-specific DNA binding; DNA-binding transcription factor activity, RNA polymerase II-specific. Gene Ontology annotation, biological process: positive regulation of transcription by RNA polymerase II.
CGGAGGAAAAUCUCGAUCGAGUACAUCGAGGAGAAGAGCAAGCGGCACAUCACGUUCUCGAAGCGCAAGGCCGGCAUCAUGAAGAAGGCAUACGAGCUGUCGACGCUCACGGGCACGCAGGUCCUGCUCCUCGUCGUCAGCGAGUCGGGCUGGGUCUACACGUUCACGACCGACAAGUUCAAGCCGCUCGUCAAGGAGGACGAGAACGGCCAGCUCUCGGCCGGGCAGAAGCUCAUCGCGGCGUGCUUGGUCCGUCCU